Molecule: messenger RNA, 2211 nt
Organism: Nerophis lumbriciformis (worm pipefish)
Lineage: Eukaryota; Metazoa; Chordata; Actinopteri; Syngnathiformes; Syngnathidae
Source: RefSeq, a predicted model, not a curated record
AUGUCUGGUUUUGACGACCCUGGAAUCUACUACAGCGACAGCUUUGGAGGAGAAGGACAAGGUCCAGAUGAAGGGGGCCAGAAGCGGAUUCAGAUCAAGAAACGCUUCCGCGAAUUUCUCCGACAGUUCAGAGUGGGAACCGACAGCACUGGUUUUACAUUUAAGUACAGAGAUGAGUUGAAGAGACACUACACCCUUGGCGAGUAUUGCAUUGAGGUGGAAAUGGAGGAUCUUGCCAGCUUUGAUGAGGAUUUAUCUGAUUGUCUAUACAAGCUGCCCUCAGAUAACCUGCCUCUGUUAGAGGAGGCUGCUAAGGAGGUAGCUGAUGAAGUGACACGUCCUCGUCCUGCUGGAGAAGAGACCGUUCAAGACAUUCAAGUUAUGUUGAAGAGUGAUGCACAUCAUGCUUCUAUUCGCAGCCUGAAGUCUGAACAGGUUUCUCGUCUGGUGAAAGUACACGGCAUCAUCAUCUCGGCGACCCCAGUGAAAGCCAAGGCUACCAAAGUGUGCCUGAAGUGUCGCAGCUGUCAACAUGUCAUCAGCGACAUCUCUCUGCCUCCUGGUCUGCAGGGAUACGCGCUUCCUCGCAAGUGCCCCAAUGAUAGCACUGCGAGAGUUAAGUGCCCUGUGGACCCCUUUUUCAUCAUCCCAGACCGCUGCGUUUGUGUAGACUUUCAAACGCUCCGAUUGCAGGAAUCGCCUGAUGCCGUACCACAUGGAGAAAUGCCUCGCCACCUUCAGCUCUACUGUGACCGGUACUUGUGCGACCGUGUGGUGCCUGGAAACCGAGUUACCAUCAUGGGUAUUUACUCCAUCAAGAAGAUGGCUGCUGUGAAGGCCAAAGGCAGAGAGAAGAGUACCGGUGUGGGGAUCCGGGCAUCCUACCUGAGAGUGGUUGGCAUCCAAGUAGAUACAGAAGGGACAGGUCGUGGUGCUACUGGAUCAGUGACUCCACAAGAAGAGGAGGAACUGAGGUCACUGGCUGCUUCGCCUGAUGUGUAUACCUCCCUUGCCCGCUCUGUUGCUCCCUCAAUCUAUGGCUGCGAGGAUCUCAAAAAGGCCAUCACUUGUCUGUUGUUUGGAGGUUCAAGAAAGAGGCUGCCAGAUGGUCUCACUCGCAGGGGAGAUAUCAACCUGCUCAUGCUUGGUGACCCUGGUACAGCCAAGUCGCAGUUGCUCAAGUUUGUGGAGAGGUGCUCGCCCAUUGGGGUUUAUACCUCAGGAAAGGGUAGCAGUGCUGCUGGUCUGACUGCCUCCGUUCUGAGGGACCCGGCUACCCGUGGGUUCAUCAUGGAGGGUGGUGCUAUGGUUCUGGCUGAUGGCGGUGUUGUCUGUAUUGACGAAUUCGACAAGAUGCGGGAAGAUGACAGAGUUGCAAUCCAUGAGGCCAUGGAGCAACAGACCAUCUCCAUCGCCAAGGCUGGCAUCACCACCACUCUUAACUCUCGCUGCUCCGUGCUGGCUGCUGCCAAUUCUGUGUUUGGCCGCUGGGAUGACACAAAAGGGGAGGACAACAUUGAUUUCAUGCCCACCAUCUUGUCCCGAUUCGACAUGAUCUUCAUUAUUAAAGACUUGCAUGAUCAGCAAAGGGACAUGACAUUGGCCCGUCACGUUAUGAAUGUUCAUCUGAGUGCCCAAACCCAGACAGAGGGUGUUGAGGGGGAGAUUCCACUGGCCACCUUUAAGAAGUAUAUUGCCUUUGCCAGAGCAAAAUGCGGUCCUCGUCUCUCUGCUGCUGCUGCAGAGAAGCUGAAAAACAGAUACGUGUUGAUGAGGAGUGGUGCCAGAGAGCAUGAGAGAGAAACUGACAAAAGAGCUUCCAUUCCAAUCACUGUUAGGCAACUGGAGGCUGUGGUGCGAAUUGCGGAGUCCUUGGCCAAGAUGAAGCUGCAGGCUGUGGCUGGGGAGGCAGAAGUGGAUGAAGCUCUGCGUCUCUUCCAAGUUUCCACAUUGGAUGCUGCGCUCUCCGGCAGUCUUUCAGGAGUGGAAGGUUUUACCACCCAAGAGGACCAGGAAAUGAUUGCUCGCAUUGAGAAGCAGUUAAAGAGACGCUUUGCAAUUGGCUCCCAGGUGUCAGAGCACAGUAUUAUACAGGACUUCACCAAACAGAAAUAUCCCGAUCAUGCCAUCUACAAAGUCCUACACCUGAUGUUGAGGAGGGGUGAGCUUCAGCACCGCAUGCAGCGAAAAGUACUCUACAGAGUAAAAUAG